Molecule: messenger RNA, 102 nt
Organism: Acanthisitta chloris (rifleman)
Lineage: Eukaryota; Metazoa; Chordata; Aves; Passeriformes; Acanthisittidae
Gene: SEC61B
Product: Sec61 beta subunit
Exons: 1
Source: RefSeq, a predicted model, not a curated record
GAAGAAUGCCAGCUGUGGGACAAGGAGUGCAGGCCGUGCCACUUCCACAGGUACUGGUGGGAUGUGGCGAUUCUACACUGAGGACUCUCCAGGGCUCAAAGU